This is a messenger RNA of Owenia fusiformis, 3920 nucleotides long. NCBI's taxonomy places the organism in Eukaryota, Metazoa, Annelida, Polychaeta, Sabellida, Oweniidae. The record is from the annotation of a GenBank genome assembly.
GUGAAAUAGACACACGACAAACAUCGUGUUUUCUUCUCGAAUAUUUUGAGAAAGAAUUCAAUCUGAAUCAAACACGACAAGAAUAUAGUUAAAAUGGAAUAAAGGAAUUGUGAUAAAAUUGGAUAGCCAUGCGUACGUUCUACAUGGACAGUAUUACGUAAUGUAAUGCCCAAGCCUGAACAAAUGGUGCACACAAACAUAUUCGCUAUGGGUGAAUCAUUCUGGAUUUUAUUCUGGAUAGGAUUAGCGGUUACGAUUAUUGAGUGUAGUGAACUGAUAGGGUCAGGUUGCUACAAUAAUGCUGGCUUCUGGAUAGAUAAGUGCCCCAAGAACAAGGUGAUUCACGUGAAAAGAGCCUUUUACGGAAAGCGUUGGCCUUAUGACAACAAUGAUACCACACGGUGUACAUUCAGAGAGGGCGAUUGUGUUGUUGACACCGAUUACCCAUUUGAGAGAUGCAAUGAUAAACAUGCAUGUUACAUAGGUAUAAGUACAUUAUGGGUUGAGCGAAGCUGCGAGGCAUACCCAACAUAUACAGACUACAUCCAGGUGCACUAUGACUGUGUCAUGCAGGGAGCCUUUAACACGACCAGCACUGCAUCAACAACAACUACCAUCCCUUUGAAUCAAACUGCAAUGGAUCUGAAUUCCUCAGAAGAGAUGAUACCGGCCAAUGCAACAUCAACACGUGGGCUUAAAUAUCAAUCACAGAGAUAUAACACCCCACCACUGAAUUUAAUAAAUCGAUUGAAAUCGUUUAAACGCCGAAAACCAACAAUUGACAAGACAACCAAAGGACGUCUGAGUAAGAUGGAGACCACACCGACCAAGGCAGAGCUAGUAUCAACAUCAACAGAAAGGAAAGAAACACCAACAAAUGGGACCAAACCAACAUCAGUUGAAUCAGAAACAUCAACAGAAAACAACAUACCAUCAGAUGAAUCAGUAACACCAACAAAAAGCCACAUACGUACUGGAUAUAGAAGUAUUCCAACAUCAGUUGUCGGUAUCCAAAGCAGUAAAGAUCUGACAAAAACUGAUCCUUACAAGAAUCUUUAUAGCAAUCCGCUCAAACCACCAUACCUAGAUGAGUUCGAAUACUACGAUAUGGAGCCUUACCCCGUGGAUGACUUUGCCUCCUUUUUGAACCCUUCUACUAAAAACACUGAAACACCUAAGACCGAACCGACACGACAUAUCUGGUAUAUUUGGAGUGAAAAGGAUAACAAACGACCAAAGAAAACACCAACAUUAAUAGGUGGGGGGCAGAGAAGUAGAAUAUUGAAAGUUAAGCCAACGUAUCCAUUAGAAGAAGAAAAAGAAGCCCCCUUGGUGUCCAAUCGUAACCAACAAGAAGAGAGCACGGGCAUAAAAGUUGGCAAAUGGAUUACAGGGACCGACUGGGGUAUUGGCUUGAUGUGCCUCUUAGCAUUAGUAUUGAUGAUCACCAUGGCAAUUCUUGUUGUUGUCACGAGGAAGAUCCGUGAGAGAAGGAAGAGCCAAUCCAGCAAGACAACUAAUAAAACAGGCGUGAAACCAAGUGACAACGAACAUCAAAUGAAGAACAUAGCUGAAACAAAGGCAUUAGAUGAUAUUUCUAGCGAUGAAGAAGGGACAAUAAAUGGCAAGCAUACGAUCAGUAGAAAAAUCGCGGCAUCGGCCAAACGUCUCUUUGAUAAGAAACAAAAAGGACAAACUGAUUCCUGUGCUAGCUCAAUAAGUAUUGAUAUCCCAGACCCAAUGGGUAAUGAUGGACUAACGGUUAACCCAGCAUUCAAAGACUCUAGUACUGAUUCUGACAUGCAUUCUAACUCCCUGUAUGGUGACUGCAACAUCUAUGACAACAAUCACUAUGCUGUCACUGGGCUCUGUGAACCUCCUUUGAAAAAACUGAACGAAACCAUGGAAGACAAGAUACGUAGACUGAGUAUGAGAGGUAGCAAAAGGAGUCGGAAAUAUGUUACAGAAGAGGAUAUCUAUGAAGAGCCAGUCAAGAAGAGCCAACUACCCGAUACACCAGCACCAGCACUCAGUUUGGAUGAAGCGAAGCCGAAAAGUGAAUAUUCAAGGCUAGGAUUUAUGCACCAACACUUGCCACAGUGGGGUAGUAGGAGACAGCACAAGAUGUACCUGCCAGAGAAUGACCCAGCUAGAGCAUUUCACCUAAGUGCCUCACACAAUCCAAGAAUGAACAAGAAAAUGGAAGUAACAAUGGAAGAUUGGUAUUUAAAGACAGCAGGCCAUUUGGCGACUAUAGACGACAUAGCAAACAUGAUUCCUGAUGAUAACGAACAAAACAGUGAAAUGAUUGAAGAGGCGGAGCUGACUUCAUUGAAACGAACAAGAACACUUCCAUACAAGAAAGGAUCGCUGGGGCGUAUGUUUGGUAGAUUGAGGCGCAGCAUGAAAGCAACAAUGGUACAAUCAGACAAAGGCGUAUCCCUAUCUUAUAACCACGAAUAUCCAACUAUUUAUGCGUUUGUAAAUGGACCAGAUGUCUCUCAUGGUAAGCUGAAGAAGAAAAGCCAAACACUACCACUGAGAAGAAGAGGCACAUUUCCAAAGAAAGCACUUACUAUAAAGAGAGAUGCCUGGAAAAGGUUUGGUGGAAGUUUUAAAAUCGCAGGUAGUGGAAAGAAAAGGUCAUCCAUAUUGAAUAGUAAAGACGAACGGGCGCCAAGUGCAUGUUCGUCAAAGCAGUCCUCUAUUGUUGAUCUGACAAACACCAGAAGAGACGAUGACGAGGAUUAUGUUAUCAAAGAUCUAGCUAAGUCUAUGUUAGAUAGACGUUUCACUCUUCCGGAACCGAAUGAAGAGCCACUUCCGUUACACCUGAGGAAUACAAAAAGCGACCCUAAAUCAACUGGUACAAUGGAGAAUUUCAAGUUUUCCCCCCUGCUACCAAAAUUUAACCACUUCAACAGUUACCAGAAGCCAGUUGCACCACCUCCUCCUUUGAAGUCAUCUAUUCUGCAUGCCAUAAAGAAAGAAAACAAAUUGGAAAGCUGUAAGAAAAAGACGGGAAAUAUUCCACAGGCACCACCAAUAUUAAACAGUGGGUUAAAUGAGUCUCCAUCCCCUGGCCCUCCUAAACACAAACCGCCUCCUCCUGAUAUCAUCGCCAUGGGGACACAUAAUGUGAAACCAAGUGAUUUGGUGAACGCUACCGUAAAGUACGAAGUGAACAAGUUUCCAAGAACAAGGAGAGAGAGUCAACAAGUGAAAGAAUUACAGCAAAAUAUAAAGGAUGUUCUGAACAGACGCAUUUCUGAACAAAUUAAAAAGGACACAAAAAAGGCUGUACCACAUCCUUUUAAAAAAGACCGUGUUUUCAUUGAAAACGAAGUAUAUCAUACACCAUGUGAUGUAGAAGGAAAAACUUCUUUGUAGAGACUAAGUUGGAAGAUGUUUUCAUAAAAGCGUACUAUAUAGGAAACAUAAUCGGGUUGCAUUGUUCGCUCUAAAUGUAGAGUUUAUUUUAAUCAACGCUCGUGUGAUCGAUUAGCGAGUACCAGUUCAUAUACUUAGGACAUAUUGUUUUUGUUUUUCGCACCACUUGCCACACUUUUAAAAACAAAAAACUAAGAACCAGAUUCAACUUUAAAGAAAUGCGAUUACUACAACAUACGUUGUAUAUCUUCGAAUCUUUCUCCAUCUAAAAAUAAGUUUCAUGGGAGGAGACGCAUUUAUAGACUUAAAUCUGAGGAACGUUUGAAAAGUUUUGAUCCAAAAAUUUAUAUUAUGCAUGAAUCUUGGAUGGGCCUUCCGAAGAAUAUUUUUGAACUUUUAAUUUUGAGCUUUAAAUUCCAUAUUUUUCAGCUUGCAAUUAUUCCUGAUACAUGUACAUAAAAUAAUAUGUAUACACAAUUUUUAUCACUGCCGAUAUUUUUGUAAAUAAUAUUGCAUGCAAGUUAACAUAU